UGACUAUUAUUUUGCUUUAGCUUCCUUUGCUCUUCUCAUCCUCAAAACCCUUUCAUUUGUUGCUUUUGUCUUCUGUUAUCAUUUUUCCCUUUUGUUUCUUUCUCGUCUUCUCUCAUUCCUCUACUUUCCACCCAAAAAACCAGAACCUUUCACUUUGAUUCUUAGUUGCCACUUCGUUCAUAGCUAUAGCUUAUGGACAAAGCCGCCAUAUCCAAUUUCUCACCAUUCUGAUUACUCGGCUUGCUCAAAUCGUUAUUGAUAUAUUAGUUCUUGCUGUUUUCAUUUUUGGGUCUGCUCACCCGUUAUAUUUGUUCUACUGUCAUUUACUUUCCUUAUCUGUUGAAUAAAAACAAAUGGAUCCUGUUAUUACCGGUGCUGCUGCCAGGGUUUCCUCCGAAGUUGGGAAAGGCAUCUUCCAAGAAAUUAAACGUCAUAUGAGAUAUGUAAUCAUCUACAAGCCAAAUAUUGACAAGUUUGGGGAGAAAUUGAAGUCAUUGAUAGCAAAAAGAACAACUGUGCAGCAAGAGGUUGCUGUUGCAGAUAAUAACGGGGAGAAGAUAAAAGCGGACGUCGAGCAUUGGUGCAACACAGUGGACAGGGUAAUCAAUGAAGAGGAGAAGAAGGUGAAGGAUCUUGAAGACAAAGCAAAGAACAAGUGCUUCGUUGGCUUGUGUCCCAAUAUCAAGUCUCGCUAUCAGCUUAGCAAGCAAGCAAAUAAAGGUACAGUGGUUGUUGACAACCUUAUCCAACUGGGUCAAUUUAAUGGAGUGGGAUAUAUUGAUGUUCCAAAGGCUAUACUGGGCGCAUCUCCUAAUGGCUUUGAGACCUUUAAAUCAAGAGAGAAGGUUUUCAACGAUAUCAUGGAGGCAACGAAAGAUGCCACCAUCAGCAUGAUAGGAGUGUAUGGGAUGCCUGGUGUGGGCAAAACAUUACUUGUCAAAGAAGUUGCAAGACAAGUCCAAGAGGUUAAGCUAUUUGAUUCUGUGGUUACCAUAACUGUGGCUCAAACUCCUGACAUUCAGAAAAUUCAAGAAAAUAUUGCAGAGUUAUUGGGUUUAAGACUAGAAGAUAAAAGUACGGAUGUAAGAGCGCGUAGAUUGCAUGAAAGGUUGAAGAAAGAGAAAACGGUUCUUGUUGUUUUAGAUGAUAUUUGGAAGAGACUAGAUCUCGAGGAAGUCGGAAUUCCAUUUGGAAGCAGACACAAGGGAUGCAAGAUAUUGUUGACGUCAAGAGAUCAACAUGUUCUCUCCAAUGGGAUGGAUGCCGAUAAAACUUUUGCAAUUGAUGAUUUAGACGAUGAAGAAUCUUGGGACUUGUUUAGGAAGAUGGCUGGGGCCGAAAGCUUUGAAAGUGCUGAGUUGCGCUCUACAGCAAUUGAGGUAGCCAAAAAAUGUGCAAGAUUGCCGCUGGCCAUUGCAACCGUUGCAAAGGCAUUGAGAAAUAAAAGUUUAUUUGCUUGGAAGGAUGCUUUACGACAACUACAGAAGCCUUCCUCAAGAAAUUUCACUGGAAUAUCCGCAGACGUAUAUUCAGCUAUAGAGUUGAGUUACAAUCAUUUAGCAAAUGAAGAACUCAAACAGGUUUUUCUGCUUUGCGGUUUAGUGCGUCGUGAUACAAGCAUUGAUGACUUGUUGAAAUACACCAUUGGUUUGAGUUUAAUUGAAGGUGUCGACACCGUGGAGGAAGCACGAAAUAGGUUGUUAACAAUGGUGAGUGACCUCAAAGCCUCUUGUUUGUUACUUGAUAGUAACACCAGUUAUCGUUACUUUGAUAUGCAUGAUCUUGUUUAUGAUGUUGCCAUGUCAAUCGCUUCUAAGGACAAUCAUGUUUUUGCAUUUAACAAGGAGGAUGUUUUGAAAGAUUGGCCUGAUGAAGAGACAAUGAAAAAGUGCGACAAGAUUCAUUUGGGAUUUGCCAGUAUUAGAGAGCUUCCUGACGAGUUGAAUUGCCCACAACUUGUUUAUUUCCAUGUGUUUAGCAAGGAUGGUUCCCUGAUAAUGCCACCUGACUUCUUCAAGGAAACAACAAAUCUUAAAGUCUUACAUUUGACUUAUAUGUAUUUUUCUUUAUCUUCGUCCAUUUGUCACCUAACAAGUCUUCGCACAUUGUGUCUAUGUGCAUGUGCAUUGACAGAUAUAGCUAUUAUUGGAGAGCUCAAGAAUUUAGAAAUUCUUAGCUUUUCGAAUUCUUAUAUCAAAACUCUACCUAAAGAAAUUGGGCGAUUAGUUAAGCUAAAGUUAUUAGAUUUAAGUCAUUGUAUUAAGCUCGAAAUAAUUUCACCAGAUGUCUUAUCAAGUUUGAUCAGAUUAGAAGAACUAUAUAUGUAUGGUACUUCUAUUCAAUGGGAAGUAGGGGGACAUGCCAACCAACGAACCAAUGCUAGUCUUGCUGAAUUGACGGCUUUGUCUUGUUUGACAACUUUAGAAGUUCAUAUUCCUGAUGCCGAGGCCGUGCUAGGGGGAUUGUUCUUUAAAGAGUUGCAAAAGUUGGAGAGAUACAAGAUUUUCAUAGGAAAGGAAUGGGAAUGGUUUGGUGAGUAUGAAUAUUCAAGGACUCUGGGACUCAAGUUAAGUACAAGCGUUGAUCAUUUGGCUCAUGGAAUUAAGAUCUUGUUGAAGAAAAUUGAAGCUCUGUAUUUAGAUGAAUUGAAAGGUGUCAAGAUUGCUAUCCAAGAGUUAGAAGAUGAGGAAAGCUUAUCGCAUUUGAAGUAUCUUUGUAUCCAAAACGGUUCGGUGAUCAAAUAUAUAAUUAAUGAUAAGGGUGUAGUUGAUGAAAUUCAAUUUCCUCAAUUACGAUCUUUGAUACUUCAAAAUCUACCGCAACUCAUUAGCUUUUGCUUUGAAGACAAGAGCGACUCUACUUCAAUAUCUCAACAUGAGUUACCUCUUUUCAAUGAAAAGAUGUUGUUCCCUUGCUUGGAGAAUUUGCAGCUGUCCUCAACUAAUGUUGAAAAGAUAUGGCAUAAUUCUUUCUGCAAUCAUGAGAAUUUGACAACACUGAUCGUCCAAGAUUGUGGCAACUUAAAACAUUUUUUAUCAUUUUCCAUAGCCAGAAGGCUAGUGCAUCUCAAAUACUUGGAGAUAAUUGGAUGUAUGUCCUUAAAAGAGAUCAUUUCCAUAGAGGAUAUCGACGAAGAAAGCAAGACCAUGAUUUUAUUUCCUCAAUUGGCCUCUCUAGAGUUAAGGGAUCUUCAGCAUCUCAUCGGAUUUUGCUCAAAAUGUCAGAAUGUUGAAUUUCCAUCUUUGAAGUCGCUAAAGAUAAUAAACUGUCCAGAACUGAAGGGGUUCAUAUACAACUCUACAAAGGAAGGGAGGAGCCAACAUUUCUCCAGUCAAGCUCUCUUCGAUGAAAAGGUGUUGUUCUCUUGCUUGGAGAAUUUGCAAUUGUGCUCAAUUAAUGUUGAAAGGAUAUGGCAUAAUGAGCUUUCAAUUAGUUCUUUCUACAAUCAUGAGAACUUGACAAAUUUGGUGAUCAAGGAUUGUGGCAGCUUAAAACAUAUAUUAUCAUUUUCUAUGGCUAGAAGGCUAGUGCAUCUCGAGUACUUGGAGAUAAUUGGAUGCAAGUGCAUAAAAGAGAUAAUUUCCACAGAGGAUAUCGAAGAAGAAAGCAAGGCUAAGAUUUUAUUUCCUCAAUUGAACUCUCUAGAGUUAAGGAAUAUUGAAUUGCCAUCCUUGAAGUUGCUGAACAUGGACAGCUGCCCAGAAUUGAGGGGGUUCAUAUGCAAAUCUAAAAUGGAACGGAGCCAAUGUUGCUCUAGUGAAGCUCUUUUUGAUGAAAAGGUUGCAUUUCCUAAUUUGGAGGGAAUUUUUAUUUCCAACUUGAGAAGCAUCAACAUGAUAUGGCAGAACCAACUCCCUGUGAAUUCCUUUCGCAAACUACAACGAAUGGAAGUUGUAAAUUGUGAUUAUUUAUUGACCAUUUUCCCAUCUGAUACGUUGGGAGCACUUGAAGGAUUGCAAACUCUACGAGUUGAGAGAUGUGUUUUCCUGGAAGAAAUAUUUGAAGUCGAAAGGUCAAGUAUGGAAGAAACACGAGCUGUCACCACUCAACUAAGAGAAUUGUUUAUUAAGAAUCUACCAAACUUGAAGUCUAUUUGGAAAAAGGAUCCCCAAGGAUUUUUUACAUUUGAAAAUCUGCGGGUGAUACAUCUCUGGUGCUGUUUGAAUCUGAAGAAUGUAUUUCCAGCCUCAAUAGCCAGAGUUCUCCCACAACUUAGAGAUCUUUGUAUAGAUGACUGCGGAGUGGAGGAGAUUGUUUCCAAAGAGGAAGGAUUGAAAACGGCUGUCACUUUCGAGUUUAAUCAAGUAUCCUCCCUUAAGCUUUGGAACCUACCGCAACUCAAGUGUUUCUACCCGGGGGUGCAUGCGACCAAGUGGCCAAUGUUAAAACAGUUGAAAGCAUAUAAAUGUGGCAAAACGAAGAUAUUAGGUACAGAACGUUUCAGCAUCGUAGAUACGCCUAACGUUUUAGUUCAUCCACCACUUUUUUUGGCUGAAAAGCAAGCUUGGUCAUUGGAUGACCUACCAACAACAGUGGCCUUGACCAUGCAUCAAGGAUCUACGGUGACGAGCAUGGAUUUUCAUCCAUCGCAGCACACAUUGCUACUCGUUGGUUCUGCUAAUGCUGAAAUCACACUGUGGGAACUUGGAAUGCGUAAGAGGUUUAUUACAAAGUCAUUCAAAAUAUGGGAUAUGGCGACAUGUUCAAUGACAUGUCAGGCUUUGAUGGUCAAUGAUACACCCAUAUCUGUCAAACGUGUCACAUGGAGUCCUGAUGGAAGUAUUGUAGGGGUUUCAUUUUCCAAACACUUAAUUCACUUGUAUGCUUAUCCUGGAUCUAAUGAUCUAAAACAACACUUAGAGAUUGAUGCCCAUGUUGGUAGUGUAAAUGACUUAGCUUUUGCUCAUCCAAACAUACAACUGUAUAUUGUUACCUGUGGUGAUGACAAGCUCAUAAAGGUGUGGGAUUCAAUGACGGGACAAAAGCUGUUUACUUUUGAAGGUCAUGAUGCACCAGUGUAUUCCAUCUGCCCACAUCAGAAACAGAAUAUUCCGCUCAUAUAUUCAACUGCUGUCGAUGGGACAAUUAUACUCUGGCAGUAUAAUGAUCUGCAUUUCAGAGCUGACUUUGUUGCUCUAGGUCAUGCGUGUACUACAAUGCUUUACAGUGCUGAUGGAAGUAGAUUGUUCACUUGUGGAACAAGUGAAGAGGGACAAUCUUAUAUGGCUGAGUGGUAUAAAAGUCAAAGAGUAGUAAAGAGGAUUUAUACUGGGUUUAGAAAGAAAUCAGCAGGUGUGGUGUCAUUUGACACGACGCAAAAUCAAUUUUUAACUGCAGGAGAAGAUAGUCAGAUUAAGUUUUGGGACAUGGAUAGUAGCAAACUUCUCACUUUCACAGAUGCAGAGGGUGGACUCCCUAGUCUUCCCCGUGUGAGAUUCAAUAAGGAAGGAAAUCUCCUUGCUGUCACUACAGCAGACAAUGGAUUCAAAAUACUUGCCAAUGAUGUGGGUCUCAGAUCUUUAAAAGUUGUGGAUGAUGCAGUAGAAAAGACUAAACCUUGGCAAUUAGCAGAAUUUGUGGAUCCUAUUCAGUGUCGGUUAGUUACCUUACCUGACAGCACGGAUACUUCCAGCAAGGUUGUUCGGCUUCUAUAUACCAAUUCUGGUGUUGGUAUUUUGGCUCUUGGGUCAAACGGUGUUCAGAAGCUAUGGAAGUGGCCCCGCAAUGAACAGAAUCCAUCUGGGGAGGCCACGGCCAAUGUCGUCCCACAGCAUUGGCAACCAAACAGUGGUCUUCUUAUGACUAAUGAUGUCUCAGGUGUCAACCUGGAAGAAGCGGUACCGUGCAUAACACUCUCAAAGAAUGAUUCAUAUGUAAUGUCAGCCACCGGUGGAAAAGUUUCUUUGUUUAACAUGAUGACAUUCAAGGUAAUGGCAACAUUCUUGCCUCCUCGUCCAGCGUCAACCUUCCUAGCAUUCUAUCCUCGGGAUAAAAAUAUCAUAGCGAUUGGAAUGGAUGAUUCAACUAUUUAUAUUUACAAUGUUCAGGUGGAUAAGGUGAAAUCAAAAUUGAGAGGUCACCAAAAGCGAAUAACUGGUUUGGCUUUUUCAACCAACCUCAAUAUCUUGGUUUCGUCAGGUGCUGAUGCUCAUCUGUGUGUGUGGAGCAUUUUUACAUGGGUGAAAAGGAAAUCGGUUGCAAUGCAAAUGCCAGCUGGAAAGUCACCUACAGGUGACACACGAGUACAGUUUCACUCCGAUCAAAUUCGCUUGCUGGUAGUUCAUGAAACCCAGUUAGCAAUAUACAAUGCCUCCAAGAUGGAGCGCAUACGACAGUGGGUUCCUCAAGAUGUUCUGCCUGCGCCCAUAUCUUAUGCAACAUUCUCCUGUAACAGCCAAUCUGUUUAUACUACCUUUUGUGAUGGUAAUGUUGGGGUGUUUGAGGCUGAUAGCCUGAGACUUAGAUGUCGUAUUGCUUCGUCAGUUUACCUGUCCCAGGCAAUCUUAAGGGGAAAGCAAGCUGUAUACCCACUUGUGGUGGCUGCACAUCCGAUGGAGGCAAACCAAUUUGCAAUCGGGUUGAGCGACGGAUCCGUUAAAGUGAUGGAGCCCACAGAAUCGGAAGGGGAAUGGUGAGUGAGUCAACCGACCGAUAACCGAUUGGUGAAUGGUAGGACGACGUCGUCAUCUACAACGAGCAAUCACACACCGGAUCAGUUAGAAAGAUGAGGUCUGUUAUGCUAUCCAAAAGUGUCUUGUGUAAUUUUAUGAAAUGUAGAUGCUUAGGUUCUAACUUUUUAGUCUACCAUAUGUCCCAACCCCAGCUUAUUUAAAAGUAAGGGUAAAUGUUUUAGGAAUUGCCCCAUUCUUGUAUAAUCCUCCUACUAGAUUCAUAGUUGUUGUAGUUUUAAUUUGCUUGUACUUAACCCCUUCCUAGUGUUUUUCUUUUUUCUUAGAAACAGACUUAAUACUAUUAUUAUUAUUAUUAUUAUUAU
Molecule: messenger RNA, 6994 nt
Organism: Theobroma umbraticum
Lineage: Eukaryota; Viridiplantae; Streptophyta; Magnoliopsida; Malvales; Malvaceae
Biological process (GO): regulation of DNA-templated transcription
Molecular function (GO): ADP binding; ATP hydrolysis activity; protein binding
Source: RefSeq, a predicted model, not a curated record